CAUACUUUUCAUCUCUUAUCAUCUCGGCGGUUAUCUUUGUUAUCAUUCUGCUUCACUCUUGUCACCGCACAUGUAUGAUGUGGUCAAGCUUAUGAAUAUUUUAUAAUUUUCCUUAUUGAUUUUGAAAGUAUUCAGAAUGCGGGACAAAUUUUCUUUUAGUUCAGGAGUUGCGGAUGUUAAUGAAGCGCUGCCGAAAUUUGUUGAGCACGAUGUCAACACGAUGAAAGAAGAUAAAAUUAAGAGGUCUACGGAGCAAUUAGAUACUGAAAUAAUAUCAUCAAAGACAUUGUGCGGAUGGUUCAAAUUUCGGCCCAAAUAUUUACAAAAAUUUCGGACCGCCAAAUGGGCAUUGUUUUGGCUUUGUUGGGCUGGUGCUAUGCAAGGGAUGGUAGUAAAUGGUUUCAUAAACGUGGUUAUCACGACAAUUGAAAAGAGAUUUGGAUUAAAUUCUUCAGAGACCGGUCUGAUAGCCGGAGGAUACGACAUCGCAAGUUUUGUUUUCUUAAUACCCGUCAGCUAUCUCGGCGGUCGUUCAAAAGCGUCAAAGCCCAAAUACAUCGGCGUGGGAGUUCUGGUCCUGGGUAUCGGGAGUCUGCUCUUCGCUUCCCCGCAUUAUCUCGCCCGAGCCAACCAGCAAGGAGGUCAAAGGUCUUCGCUGUCGUGUCAUCGUGGUACCAGCACCAACACCACCAGCUUUACUAACACCAACGAGACUUCACUGUCGCCAAAGUGCGACGAGCAGCUAGAUGACACCGUAGACGUUGGACCAUUCAGCGGAUUCUACCUCAUGAUAUUUUUCAUCGCCCAAUUGCUACACGGGGCGGGCGCUGCGCCCUUUUACACCCUCGGGGUCACUUACCUCGACGAGAAUGUUUCGAAAAAAAUGUCUUCCGUUUAUUUAGGAAUUUAUUACACGAUGGCAGUAAUCGGGCCUGCCUUGGGAUACGUCAUAGGUGGGGAGUUACUCAAACUUUACACAGAUUUCCUGACAACUGAUCCUGGAACAAUUGGUAUGACUCCAGACAGCAAUGUAUGGAUUGGUGCCUGGUGGAUUGGAUUUGUUGCAGCAACUAUUGUCUGUAUCAUUGUCGCUAUUCCAAUAAUUGCGUUUCCUGCAUCACUUCCAGGCGCUGAAGAGUUGGCCAAAGAAAAAGUAUCAGAAGCCCACGAAAAAUCCCCAUCAGCGGGAGGAACAUCAACGGAAGCGUUUUCCAGAAUACGAGAAUUACCUCGAGCUCUAACAGAAUUACUUGGCAACCCGGCGUUUUUUAUGCUCAAUUUAGCGGGAGCUAGUGAAGGGCUCUUGAUAGCCGGGUUUGCGGCAUUUCUUCCUAAACUUAUUGAGAAUCAGUUUAGCGUGACUGCCAGUUCAGCUGCACUGCUAAUGGGACUGGUGACUGUUCCCGCGGGAGGAGGGGGAACUUUUCUCGGCGGGUAUUUGAUAAAGCGAUGGAAUUUGCCCUGCUCGGGUAUUCUAAAGUUCUGCAUUUUUUCAACAGCCGCUUGCAUUAUUUUCACUCUUUGUUUUGGGCUCGGCUGUCCCAAUUUGGACUUUGCUGGACUUACUGUCCCCUAUUCGGACUCUGAUCAAAAAGUUCUUGCAUUAGACGACAAAUGCAACAGCGGAUGCGGCUGCACGACAAAUAAAUUCAGCCCAAUCUGUGGAGUCAAUGGCGUCACUUACUACUCACCCUGUUACGCAGGAUGUGACCGUGAAAUUCAAACCGGGGAUGUGAAGGUUUACCAAAACUGCUCGUGCAUCAGCAGUCAGUCGAACUGGACAACGGCGAGCGGUGAUACCAUUUUGUAUGAAGCUGUGAACACAACCUGCACGAGCGGCUGCAAGUACUUGUGGUUAUUUAUAUGCCUGGCGUUCUGCAAUAUGCUGAUGACCUUCUUGUGUACGAUGCCGGCUCUGGCCGCGACUUUGAGAGUCGUUAGAGACGAGCAGAGAUCCUUUGCUUUGGGGGUCCAGUGGAUAAAAGUCAGGAUACUGGGUACGAUUCCAGCUCCGAUGAUUUUUGGCGCUCUGAUUGAUGACACGUGUAUUUUGUGGCAUGAAACCUGCGAGGGUCAGGGCGCUUGCUUGGUUUAUGAUAAUUAUUGGAUGAGCUGGUACAUGUUAGCUUUGGCUUUCAUCGGUAAGACAGCUUCCCUACUGUUCUUCUUUCUCGCCUGGUGGUGUUACGUUCCCCCAGGUAGCAGGAAGAUAAUACCCGAGCCAGGACAGCCCAUAGCAACAAUUUUACCCAGCGAUGGACCAAAUAGUCACAAUUCCGAGAAUUGAACGGACCAAAUUUCCCAACUGUUUGAUAUAAGUCUCAAGAUGUAUAAAAAGUGGAAAAACCUCUUCUGUAUUAUUUUAUUUAAUUUAAUUUAACUUUUGUUAUAAAUUUUGGCUCGAAACACUGCCGUGACUGAAAAUUUGUUUUUUUCCAUAAAUUUUAUUUUUACAUUUUUAAAGUAAAUUAUUAUAUCAUCUACUAGGAUUAAUUAAUAUAAAAUUAAUGGAUGUUGAGUAUUUAUUGUAUUGAUAUUUUUAAUAUUUUUA
Molecule: messenger RNA, 2551 nt
Organism: Microplitis demolitor
Lineage: Eukaryota; Metazoa; Arthropoda; Insecta; Hymenoptera; Braconidae
Gene: Oatp26F
Product: solute carrier organic anion transporter family member 4A1
Exons: 12
Coding region: 137-2287 (716 amino acids)
Biological process (GO): transmembrane transport; sodium-independent organic anion transport
Cellular component (GO): membrane
Molecular function (GO): protein binding
Source: RefSeq, a predicted model, not a curated record